GGAAUCCUGCUCUGAACCAAGUCAAAUUUUGGGGGAAAAAACGCGCCUUUGAUCUAAUAAUUAAACCUAUAAUUAAAUUAAAUAAAAACCUUAAUUUAUACAGAUUAUUAAAAUAAAAUAUUUAUUAUCAUUCUAAUCUUACUUUGAGCAACAAAUCUAUUAAAACUAUAGAUUUUUUUCAUGUUUUAAUGUAUUAAAAAUAAAUGAAUAAAUCCAAAACCUAAUGACUGAAAUGUUUUCAGACAGACAGAUAUGCAUUGGUGUCCAGCAGCUGAUAAAGAGCCGAGCGGGUUGCGCCCACUUUCAAACCGUCGUGGAAAGUGAACCGAUCCAGAAACCUCCACCGAUGGCUCCUCGGUACGCUCCGAGCCUGCGCUCCCGCCUGGGCCCUUUGUUGCUUUUCCUGCUGUCUGGAUUCAUCAUAUCUGCAUUUUAUUUUGAAAUCCGCGAUGAAGCCAUUCCCAGAGAUAAGUAUGCAGAAUUCCAGGAUGUGAACGUGAUGGUGGUUCUUGGCUUUGGAUUCUUGUGCACCUUUCUGGUGCGUCAUGGUUUCAGCAGCUCCGGGUUCAAUCUCUUUGUGGCUACCAUAGCAACCCAAUGGGCCCUCAUAUUAAUGGGUAUUGAGUCCUGGUAUGACAAAAGAAGAAUUCUUGUAGAUCUCCGAAGUAUUUUAGUUGCUGAGAUGAGUGCAGCUUCUGCCCUCAUCUCUUUGGGGGCCGUGCUGGGGAAAGUCAACCCGGUUCAGCUUAUCCUGUUGGCCCUGCUGGAGGUCCCAGCGUUCAUCCUGAAUGAAUGGGUCCUCUUGAGUCUCCUAAAAGUCCGACCUCAGAACAAUAUCAUGCUGCUCCACAUCUUUGGGGCCUUCUUUGGACUCACGCUGACAUGGAUCCUGCACCGCAAAGGCUCCCAGCAAGGAUUUGAAAAAGAGAAAUUUGACAAAAAAUCUGGGCUUUUCUCCAUGUUGGGGAGCUUGUUUCUCUGGAUGUUCUGGCCCACCUUUAACUCAGUUCUGGUGGAUGACCGGUUCCCUGAGAGGAAGCUGGAGGCCGUGUGCAGCACAUACCUGGCCCUUGCCGUCAGUGCAGUGACAGCAGCUUCUGUGUCUGUGCUCUCCAGUGCAAGAGGAAAACUUAACCUGAUCCAAAUGCAGUCUUGCAUCCUUGCUGGUGGUGUUGCUGUCGGCGCGUCCAUGACUGCAGUCCAUCAGCCCUGGGAAGCCAUGGCGAUUGGAUUCACUGCUGCUGUGCUAUCGACUACAGGAUUCAAAUAUCUUAAGAGCCACAUGCUACUUGCAUUCGAUUGCCAUGACACUGCCGCUACCUUGAGCACCCAUGGACUCCCAGGUCUGCUGGGAUGGUUUGCACAUCUCAUCCUGGAGAUUAAGAACUGUGAUGAUCACACAGUGGCCAUCCGCUUUGCAGUUUUUCACAUUUGCACUCUCCUCGUCACCAUUACUAUAAGCUUGACCACGGGAGCUCUGACGGGGUUUCUGCUCAGCCUGAACUUCUGGAGGCCUCCUCAAAACAGGAAAUGCUUUGAUGAUCAAGCUUUCUGGGAGGUAAGCGGUCAUCCUUUGUCAGCUGAAGAAGUCGGGAUUGUUUACAUACACACCACAUUCUACAGACGUGUUAUUCUGGAUAAGAUUGUACUGUGUCUAAUAUGUUUACAAGUGUUGCAGCAACUUAAAUAUCCCUGUUUAGAAGCAUAUUUUAAAUAAGGAGGAUUUUAUUAAGCAUUCAAAUGUGGAAACCUGAAGAAUACGGUCUUGCUAGUGAAGUCAUGAGCUCACCAUGUGUCUACACACUGCUCUGGUGUUAAAGUUUAGAACAACAGAUGCAAAAGAUUUAUUCAGUAAAUGUCAUCACUUCAUUGAAAUUUAACUAUUUUUGUACUUUUUCCAAUUUGUUCCUAUAAUUGACUGUAUGAGAACUGGACCGAGUGACUC
Messenger RNA from Oryzias melastigma (Indian medaka), 1945 nucleotides. RefSeq names its product Rh blood group, D antigen (gene rhd). Gene Ontology annotation, molecular function: ammonium channel activity. Gene Ontology annotation, biological process: ammonium homeostasis; ammonium transmembrane transport. The transcript has 9 exons. The coding region runs from base 224 to 1717 and encodes 497 amino acids. NCBI's taxonomy places the organism in Eukaryota, Metazoa, Chordata, Actinopteri, Beloniformes, Adrianichthyidae. Gene Ontology annotation, cellular component: plasma membrane. The record is from RefSeq and is a predicted model, not a curated record.